AUGGACAGGGCGAGGUGGCAACGGGUACUGACCCUCUUCCCCAUCUGCCUGGCGUUUGCCUUCUCCCUCACGGCCAUGGGCAGCAGCCACUGGUGCGAGGGGAUCCGAAGGAUGACAAAACCUCUGUGCCAGGACCUCCUGGAGGGACUGAACUGCAUUCACUUCAGCCGGGCCAGCAGCAGCCCUGGUGAUAGCCAGGCUGUCCAGUACAUCUGGGAGACGGGGGACGACAAGUUCAUCCAGCGCAGGUUCCACGCGGGGCUCUGGCAGUCCUGUGAGGAAAGUCUCAACAGCACAGGCGAGCGAUGCAGGUGCUUCCUGGGGAUAGUGCCCACGGAGGGACAAGGUGUUUUGUGGCUCUCCAUUGGGGCUGAAGUCUUGGAUGUCUUCCUGAUACUGACAGGUGUCAUCUUCCUGGGCUUCAGUGUGAGUUGUUACCAUUCUGGAUGCAACUGGCUCAAGGUGGAUGCCUCAGUGGCCAUCCUCAUGGUGCUUGCAGGGCUCCUGGGCAUGGUGGCCCACAUGAUGUACACAACUAGUUUUCAAAUCACUGUGAACCUGGGACCAGAAGAUUGGCGGCCCCAGACAUGGGACUAUGGCUGGUCCUAUUGCCUCGCCUGGGGAUCUUUCGCCCUCUGUAUGGCUGUGUCAGUGGCAACCAUGAGCAGAUACACCACCGCCCACGCAGAGAAGCCAAGGGCACAGAGAGGCGGUCCGUGCCCUCAGCACAACAUCCCACAGCCUGAGGCAUCACAGCAGGCUUGGCAGACAGGAGCUGCUCCCCGCCCUGUGGGACAAGUCUUCGUGAAUGUUCCUGGACACCAUCCCCUAGGUACAGGAGGCAAAGUGUCUGUGUGCUAG
This is a messenger RNA of Onychomys torridus (southern grasshopper mouse), 861 nucleotides long. RefSeq names its product GSG1 like 2 (gene Gsg1l2). The record is from RefSeq and is a predicted model, not a curated record. The transcript has 5 exons. Gene Ontology annotation, cellular component: plasma membrane. The coding region runs from base 1 to 861 and encodes 286 amino acids. Lineage: Eukaryota; Metazoa; Chordata; Mammalia; Rodentia; Cricetidae.